Molecule: messenger RNA, 1850 nt
Organism: Ornithodoros turicata
Lineage: Eukaryota; Metazoa; Arthropoda; Arachnida; Ixodida; Argasidae
Product: MFS-type transporter SLC18B1-like
Exons: 15
Coding region: 343-1791 (482 amino acids)
Biological process (GO): transmembrane transport
Molecular function (GO): transmembrane transporter activity
Source: RefSeq, a predicted model, not a curated record
UGCCACGAGGGCCUUUCAACAGCCGCUGGAAUUUCAACGCACGAUCUGCGUUGUCUAGGAGCCACGCUGAAGUCGACGUCGUGUCCAAGCAACCUGUACCGUGCCACGUUCUACCUCGACGUAGGGGGCGUCGUAAUCGUCGAGCAGACAAGUUCGCCAUUGAGCCACAAACGCCGUUUCGUUUAAGGAAACUGAGCCUCUGUUUUGGAGCCUUUGGAAGAACGCGGUCACCGACGUCGGACCGUCCACGCCAUCACGGGGAAUGCCUAGGGGAGGAGCUCUGUUGUACGCUGCGUAAAGAUUGUGUGAAUCCUUGGAAGCUACACAGGAGAUAACGUAAAUAUGACACCUGAUCCAGUGCUUCACCGCUAUGAGAAGAAUGACACCGUAUGGACCAUUACCUCCGUAGCUGCCACCCCCAACAACCAUGAACCAUCCAAGACUGAGAAGAAGAAAUUCCCGUGGAACAAGAGAUCCAUCACAGUGCUCGUCAGCAUCUGCUUCACCGGCCUUCUCCUCGGCUGCUGUUAUGCCCUCAUGGCUCCGUUCUUCCCACAGGAGGCGAAAGAGAAAGAAAAUACAGCAACUCAGUUCGGCCUCGUCAUCGGCAUCUACCAGUUUGUUGUGUUCCUUACAGCUCCUUUCUACGGCAAACUUCUGUCCAAGCACGUUCGAGCCAAGCCGCUGCUAUGCGGUGGGAUGCUGGUCGAAGGUAUCUUCUGUUCUAUCAUGGGCUGUAUGAUGUACUCCCCUCCUGGCACAACUUUCUUCGCAUUGGCCCUUACUCUACGGAUCAUCGAGUCCCUUGGAUUCACCGCUGCUAUAACGUGCUGCUACGCAAUCGUCGCGGCUGAGUUCCCGGAUCACGUGGAAAUUAGUGUCCCAAUGGUGGAAACGACAUUUGGUUUGGGGUUGUUUAUUGGACCCUUCAUCGGAGGAUUUCUGUACGAGGCAGGGGGAUUUCUCUUACCGUUCGUUGUCGUCGGUUGUACCCUGAUAGUCUUAUCGUUUUUAACUGCCAUUACUUUCCCUCAAAUUGAAAUGGUCGACGCAGAGUCUACAGUGACGAUGAAACAAGUGUGCGACUGGCGCAUCAUCGUCAACUUUCUCGCAGUGGUAUCCGCAUUUGUGACGCUGGGCUUCAAUGAAGGAACUCUUGCCACACACUUGGAGCAGUUCCACUUGACGCACGCUGUCGUCGGCCUGGUAUUUAUGAUUUCUGGUGGCGUCUACGCGUCAACCUGCGUUUUUCUAGGAAGAAUUUGCAAGUCAGUUAAGGAUCCCCGGUACAUUAGCAUCUUCGGAGGAGUAUGCGUUCUGGUGGCCUUUGUCAUCAUAGGUCCUCUGCCAUUCGUCGGUUUGACGCCGACAUUACCUCUGGUGUGCAUCAGUCAAGUCCUCCUUGGCGUCGGCAUCUCCUGCUAUUACAUUUGUUUAUUCGUCCACGCAAUUAGCUACAGCGUGAAAGUGAAACGGCUGCCGGAUAACUUGUCGACAUUUGCGCUGCUUUCCGGCAUAUUUUCCUCGGCCUUUUCUCUUGGGCUUUUCGCGGGACCCGUAAUCGGUGGGCUGCUUAUGGACUACGUUGGCUACGCGUGGGGAUCUCUCGGCAUCUUCAGCCUUCAAUUGGCUGUGGCAAAUUCUCAUGCUGGCCAUAACUGUCACCUGCGAUUCGUCGACUGGCAAGCUUACAGCAGAAUAAUCCGAUGUCCCUUUUUUAUGUAUCACGUUGACACAAUCAAUUCUCUUAUGUGUUCGAUAAAGAAUACCUCAUCCUUUUUCAUCACCUGAUUACACGACACCUGGAUUAUGGACUGUUGUUUACAAUAAAUUUCAGCCCCACAAUUUAA